This is a messenger RNA of Atta colombica, 2714 nucleotides long. RefSeq names its product sorting nexin-14-like. Bases 1 to 2586 code for a protein of 861 amino acids. Gene Ontology annotation, molecular function: phosphatidylinositol binding. Gene Ontology annotation, cellular component: late endosome. Gene Ontology annotation, biological process: autophagosome maturation. The transcript has 9 exons. The record is from RefSeq and is a predicted model, not a curated record. Lineage: Eukaryota; Metazoa; Arthropoda; Insecta; Hymenoptera; Formicidae.
AUGCAGGAUCUGUAUUCUUUUAGUGCUGUAACAUCAGCGAUUAUUAUUUUGCUUGUCGCAUUUAUUGUGAUUGUGUUUAAUAGCAUUCUGUGGGUGUUCAUUGUGGUUAGUAUUUACGCGAUUGCCAGUUUUUACGCUGUUCAGUUAGUACAAUAUGUUGACAGUUUACUGACGAGAUAUAAUAUUAUAAAUGAACAACGCGUUUAUGGUUUGCUGACGAGAUUCAAUAUUAUAAGUGACAAGUUUAUUGUAAGAUACGAAAUUAAGGAUUCAUGUAGCGUCUGCAGCAAGAAUACUUGCAAAAGGCAUAAAUUGUUGCCGCAUUCGACCAAAGUCAAAGUACCAAAAGACUUUGAUCAUGCAUUAGAGCAACUUCUGGAAGAGUUACUCCAAAUGUAUGUCCAUACUUGGUACUCGGAUAUUUCAGCUAAUGAAGCUUUCAUACAACAAUUACGUUUAGCUAUAACAACAGCAGCAAAGAAUAUUACCAUUCGAUUAUUACGUGCAGACACAGCAACUCUCGUUUUUGAUGGCCUGAUUCCCGUGGCCAUACAACACGCUCAAGAUUGGAAAGCAUUACUCAAAAUGCCCAUAUCUGAAGUUGAAAUGCCCCAAGAUUACAUCGGGAGUUGUUUGAGUUCUAAAAUUCAUCCAGCUGCGUAUUCAAGAGAAGCUGAGUUGAAUUAUUUACGGGGUCUAGUCACUGCACUGUUACCACAUUUAUUACCUGCCAUACACGUCUCAACAAAUAAUAAAGUAAUACUUCGAGAAAUUUUGGCAAAUUGGGUGCUAUUGCCAGCAAUUGAUGCACUGGCAGAUCCAGAAAAUAUAAAUAUGCUAGUGACAUUAUCCACUCAUCGUGAGACUACUCUAUCUAACACUGCAGAGACUAUUACUGUACCAAUACUCCAAUCCUGGGUGACACUUCCAGCAAUGCAUUCACAUAUCACACACAGUUGCUUCAAACCAUCUUUAAAUGAAAUUUUAAAUGAUCCUGAACUGUUAUAUAUGUUUAUGCAACACAUCAAAGAAUCAGGACCUAUGAAUCUUCUUCAAUUUUAUGUUCGGAAUAUGCACACGGUAUACCUUGAUCCUGAUGGUUCAGAAUAUUUAUAUUUACCAUUGCAUAUAUCAAAAGGCAUACGACAAAUAUUAGAAGGUGGACCAGAAAAAAUUCAAGAACUACGAACAUCACGACCCUUUUAUCAAGCUCAUCAAGAAGCAUACGCACUCUUAGAAAGUACUUGUUUGCCAUCAUUCCAUCAUAGUUAUCAAUUAUAUAAACUCUUGUGUGGUCAUUUGUCUGAACAAACAAAACCUACUACAGCAGCUAAUGUGAGAGGAGGUACAUCUACUCCUCCUAUGCGAUUCAAUAAUCAAGUGAGCAAGGUCGAUGGCGUUUUACGUACGACUGCAAUCGAUGGUACUCCGUUUCAACUACAAGACGUCUAUCCAGUUGAAGAAGUAGAUUGCACAUCUCGAGCAUAUAACGAAAUCAAAGGCUUCGGCGAUAAGAGUAAUCGCGACUUAACAACGUGGCGAGUUGCUGUUCCUCAUGUAGACGGCGGUGGAACGCAACCAAUUUACAUGAUUGCCAUUCAUAGCGUUGCGGAAGCUAAAUCGUGGACAGUCUUGCGACAAGAUCAAGAUUUUUAUACGUUGCGAACACGGCUUAUCGAAUUCCAUGGUGACAAGGAGUUAAAUGAUUCACCAUUACCGUCGCGCAAAAAUCCACACUUGCCCCUCGCAACCCCUAAUCGUCAACGUUACGAGGAGUUUCUGCAGAAGUUGCUGUCUAAACCGAUGUUAAGAAGUAGCGAACUCCUUUACACCUUUCUUACAACGCCGAACUUGAAACCGUACUUCGCGAAUUAUAGCACGCCCGACAUUGGCAUCCUUUACCAGAGCAUGGCUUAUAGAUUGCGGAAGGAGAAGGGACAGCAUCUCGAUAAAUUCAUGAGUACUUUCUUAGCUUCUACAUACACGAAGUAUGAACACAUGGAUAUGGGUGUCGAGCCAUCGAGCGAGCAUCUCUCUGAAAUGGAGAGCAAAGGAAGAAAGCUGAUAGAUGACAUAUUCGGCAAUAAUCUAGAUCUACCAGUUACUUUCCAAAAUUUUCCGUGCAGUUUACCACAGCGUGAUCACAUGAAAGGUGCAAGUUUAUGCAUUAUAGAAGCUCUCGAUAGUCUACUAAGUUUACCUUCGAUUAUUUCACGACUCUUCUGGAUGUUGGCCUUUUUAUUGCGUAAAAGAAUAGACCCUUAUGUAAACGCAAUAUUCUACAACACUUUAGUUAAGCUUCUAAGUGGUGGUCGCGCUUCCAUCGUUGUUAAGCUUCUACAUGCGAAAAUAGUGGGUAAGAAUUAUAUGAGAGACUUUCCCUCGCAAGGAAAAUGUCGAAGUUACUACGAAACGGCGAAAGAGGGACUACAUUCUUUAUGGUGGUUAAUGAUAUUCCCCAGGCCUUGGAACAAUCUGAUGAAUUCUCUCUUAGAUCCUUUACAAAACGCACCAUUCAAUAAACAUCUAGCAUAUCUUUUACUAGAUCAUCUCCUAGUGAAUCUUUUCCCAGAAGUGACUGCAUAACAUCAGGAUCGUUUUUUGACGACCAUGAAAAUAAAUAUUGUAUAUAGUGUUAAUUCUCUAUAAAAUUUACGUACAUACGUUUCUUCUUGUACAUGUAACAUAAUAACUUUGUAAAUAAAAAUUCUUAU